CUUCUGUGAUAGCAGCAUGCAUCGGCUUUCAAUAGUUAGCCCUGAUAUCACGGCCACACAGCUGUCCCAGCUUAAAAAAAGCAUUUUAUUGGUUGGCAGUUGUGGCAACGCCUACUCAAAUAACAACAGCACUGAUUGUUAGAACGGCAGUUUUCGUGUGUCGAUGCGUUACUUCGAGUGGAUACAUUCCCGGCAGGGUAAUGUUAAUCGCAUUACGAUUUCGAUAACGAACAGCAGCACCUAAGUGCUAACGUAACUCGCGAUAAGUAGACCACUUUUGGUAGCCCAUCACGAAUUCUAUAGGUACCGGUAGAUUCCUUCACCUCAAGGAUGUCUGUUUUACUGCGACAGUCAUUGUCCCGUUUAACUCCGUUGUCAGCUGUGAGCUGUACGCACCUUCAGCAGCUGCACUCUCAGCAGCCAAGUGUGGACCUGUGCACAUUAACUAAAACCUCUGCAGAACAGCAAGGUCGUCUUCCAGUGGUACCUGUUUUCAGGCAAGCACUGUCUUUCCCUGCUGAAUCAAUCGCUCUGAGGGAUGCCUACGGAGAGUACACAUACCGUGGAUUAUUCCUCAGUAGCCGACAGUUAGCUGAUCAGCUUACAGACUCAUUUGCCGGAAGACGUGGUGAACGAGUUGCAUUCCUGGCUGGCAAUGAAGCAACUUAUCUUAUUAUUCAGUGGGCAUGUUGGAUGAGUGGUCAAACAGCUGUUCCUCUGAGCAGUGUGCACCCUCCACAACUGUUGGAAUACUUCAUCUCUGACAGUGAUGCAGGAGUAGUUGUUGCAACAACUGAACAUGCUGAUACUCUACGGAAAGCCGCUGGAGACAAGCGCAAAUUUAUUGUCCUUGACUCGACACUACGCACUCUUUCAUCCAGGAAAGCAGAUCAGUUGGGAAGUGAGAAUGUAACCCUACCUGAGGAAGCCCAUGAACUUAAAGGAGGUGGACAAGAACCAGAGUUUUAUGAUGACAAUGAUGCACUUUUCAUCUACACGUCUGGAACAACAGGACCUCCAAAAGGAGUUGUGUUGACUUACCGCAACCUGGAUGCACAGGCACAGUCACUAAUAAAGGCAUGGGAGUGGGCAUCUAAAGACAGCAUUCUGCAUACACUACCUUUACAUCACAUGCAUGGUGUUGUCAAUGCCCUGCUUUGCCCACUCCUAGUUGGUGCCAGAGUUGUUAUGCUACCAAAAUUUGAUGCUCCAACUGUAUGGGCGAAGCUUCUAGCAUUAAAUACAGUGGCUGCAGAAAGAGUCAACAUUUUCAUGGGUGUGCCAACUAUGUAUGUCAAGCUAAUUCAGGAGUAUGACCAUGCAUUUGGCAAUAAUGAACGCAUGAAAGAGUACAUUCAUUCUGUUUGCUCCCAAAAGAUAAGGUUAAUGGUGAGUGGUUCAGCACCAUUGCCAGCACCUAUAAUGGAACGUUGGGAAGAAAUAACUGGCCAUCGUCUUCUGGAACGAUAUGGAAUGAGUGAGACAGGCAUGAUCCUAUCAAACCCCCUUCAUGGAGAAAGAAAGCCUGGAUCUGUUGGACACCCACUUCCUGGUGUCACUGUACGGCUAAGUGAUAGUGGUGAAGUGCAGGUGAAAGGGGACAAUGUUUUUUCCAGAUACUGGAACAGGCCACAAGCCACAGCAAAAGAAUUCACAGAGGAUGGAUGGUUCAAGACAGGUGACACAGCUGUUAUAGAGGAUGGUUACUACAGACUGCUCGGUCGGACAUCAGUUGAUGUCAUUAAGACUGGUGGAUAUAAGGUGGGUGCGGUUGACAUAGAAGCCAAGCUGUUGGCGCAUCCAGCAUUGGCAGAUGUUGCUGUACUUGGUGUUGAGGACCCCACCUGGGGACAAAGGGUUGUUGCUGUUGUGGUCCCAGAAGAAAAUAAGACUGUACCAACAUUAGCAGAGCUACGUGAGUGGGCAAAAGGACAUAUGGCACCUUAUGCUAUUCCUACCCAAUUAAAAGUGAUAGAACAGCUGCCACGCAAUGCCAUGGGCAAGGUCAAUAAGAAAGAUCUUAUCAAGCAGCUGUUUCCUUCCAAAAGUACUGGAACAGCAGCGGCUGCUAAAUAGGAAUAUAUGACAGUAAAAAAUAUUGUCUGCUGAAACAAUGCACACAGAAGACUGAAAUGCUGAAGAAGUACAUAGGAAUUACAAAUUAGCAAAAAAGUGUUUUUGGGAAUAAUAAAACAGUGUACAGUAGUCUUUAAAUAAAACCUUUGAAGUAAGAAAAUUGAAAUAUUUUGAAGGAAGCUUAUAUAUGAUAGUGACUAAAACACAUGGAAUUAAAAGUUUACUAAAGAUGCAUUUCAUCAUAUUGGUGUGCCUUUCAGAAAAUUAUUUUUAUGAGCUGUUGGAAGACAUACAAAUCUUAUAUAGACCAUAAUGCCAGUUUGUUGAGAAAUUCAAACCAUAAUGCCAGUUUGUUGAGAAAUUCAAAUUACACCAUUGUUACACAGGUACAGAUAGGUUGUAAUCAAAAAAUUAGAGGUUAUGAUACUGUCAUUUUGCAAAUUUAUUUAUUCGUACAUGUGCUUUCUGGUAUGCCAAAAAGUCUUGUUUAUGGUGAAAUUUGAAAAGUUUUGUUGGUAACUGAUUAAUCGUAUGUUUUUAUGCAGUUUGCUAGGGCCAAAGUAUCAGUGAUGUACAAGACCAAUUAAGCUAUGCUGCACAUAACUUUAACAAGAUGCAAAAUUUUGCUGUACUGAAGGAAUUUAACAUAAAUUAAUACUGCUCAGGGAAAGUAGAGAUUAAAGUAGAAAAGUAGGUUGUUGUUACUUUGAGAUUGCUUUAACAACUUUCUAAUGUUUAUUUAUUAUGGUACCAUGAUUUAAUAUGUCACUAUAGUCUUAAUUAAUGGCUUUAAAAAUGUUAUAAUUCCAUAUUUUAAAGACUGAAAAUAUGUAAGCAUUGGAUGUGAGAUGUGAAUACGUAAGCCUGAAGGAAACGUUGUUUCAUAGUGAUUUUUAUGGAACAUCAUUGUGUAUGUUUUGUGGUGUGGCUAAUGUCCUAAUGUAGCAUUUUUUCCCCAAUGUUAAACUUCCUUUUUCUUUUCUUUCUACUUUUUUCUUCAACUUUCAUUAAUUGUUGGUCAUAUUAGUGCAAGUAAUACAGUAUGUGGGGGAUAUUAUUACUUACUAUAGGUGGUAUUCAUUUGUUCCAGUUCAUUACUAUUAAUAUUAGUGCUUUAGUUAUGAUAAAUGGAAGCCAUUAGUGGGAUAUAAAUUAUGUUUUAGAGAGCAGACUAAAACAUACCUAUAAGAUGAAAGUUUUUUAAAGUAGAGAGAAAUGUGUGGGACAAACACAUAUGAGAUGUAAAGAGGAACAUGUGUAGAAUGAAAAACACACACACACACAUUUUUGUGGAACAAUCUAACACUUGGUACUUCACCUUAAAGGUGUGUUUAUUAAUUGUUAAUUAUCCAAUUAUCUAUUAUUUACAUCCCUCUGCUGCCCAUUUUAAUGUGCUUUACAUAUUUUAUUGUGUUAAAAAUCAUUUAUGUUAACUUAUUCUGCCAAAAUAAACAUUGCACUUUUGAAAAAUGCUCCAAUGUAGCAGACAGUUUUUCUAUGUGUGUUCUCUUUUCAUUCAUAUCACAACUUACAUUGGAUUUUAAAUUAUGAGCUUCAAAUGUCUUACAAAGACGUAUGUGGUGUGCUCUGUGUACAUAGGUUUUUGCACAGUACUCUGACACAAAACAGAGAGAAAGCAACUGUCCUUUUGGUGAGAGUGGAUUCUUGUUGACUUUUCCCAGUGUAAAGUGCUAAUAAGAAUAUUAUAAGUCAACAUUCCAUUCUGGUUAGAGUAAUUUGUUUGUGUGCAGUUUCUUAUAUGUCUCUUCUAUCAAGUUGUCUCCAUGACAUCUAUAUCUUCCCAUGACUUUUCUCAGAACUUGAAAGGUACUUCUCAUUUGCUGUUUUUUGGUGCUUUAAAUUAGAAUGAGAGUUUCCUUUGUAGAUGUCGAGCACCUUUGAAAAUUCUUGUUUAUAUACAUUAUGGCAUCUUAACAUCCAGAAGCUUCCAUCAAAUAUAUCAGAACCUUAAAAGUAAUUUUAUCUAUAUUGCAGGAACUUUUAGGCUGAAAACUAACUCUUGAGUAGGGCUUGUCCCCCUCCCCCCAUAAAAGUUUUCUUUUUUACAAAAAUGAUAAGGAGCAUUAUUCAAAACAGUGUAUGUAACUCCUCAAGUGAUGAGUGUCUGUAUUCUUGGUUCCUGCAUGUCAUGUCACAUUCUGGAUCCUACAUGUCUGACACAUUGUUUGUAUUGUUCCAAUAUUUUUAAUACAUUUCUUCUUAUUCCCCAGGUGUUUCUGAGAAAUUUGUCUGAACCAUUCGUCAUUAAAAAAUAAAAAUUUAAAAAAAAAUGUUGAACUUUCCUAUGUUGAAGCUAGUUGAAUCACAUUGUCAGUGAAACAGUGACCAAUACAAUACUGAAAAAUGUAUGUUUUAGUCUAAAGGCACAAUUUAUUUAUUUUGCCUAGUGACUAACAGUUUUGGUUCACAGUGCCAUUCUCAGGCCAUCCUCUAAGACGCAGUCGUCACAUUCACUUCCCAAGUGGGUGUGUCAGUUACUUAUUUGACACACCUAAUUGGAAAGCGAGCAUGAUGACUGCAUGUCAGGGGCUGGCCUGAGGAUGGUACUGUGUACUGAAAUGGGUUGCCAGCAGGCAAAAUAAAUAAAUAAUUUGUCAUUAUAGACUAAAACAUAUUUUCUUUUUAGUACACCCUUUAUCUAUCAACACAUUUUAUUUCAAUAUUGUAAAAGCAGUAUUGUAAUAUCCUGCCACAGAGAAGAGUAUGCAUUUAUUUGUUUGUAUGCAAGUAAUGUGUACACACAGCCUCUAAGAGUGGAAUUAACAAACUGGUCAAAAUAAUUUACCAACAGAUAUGUUUGAUGCAUUCUGUGCAAUAGUCAUACAUAAUUGUUAAGUUUAAAUGUCACUCAGAGUGAUAACAACCAACUGAAUUAAAUCGCCACAAAAAUUUAUUUCCUGUGGAAUAUGGUCAUAAUUUCUAUGUGUGACUUAAAAUUUUUGUUGAGAUAAAUUGUACUUAAGAAAAAUAACUCCUGCCUCUGCGAGCAAAAUACAUUUGGAACCAUGGAGACAGAUUGUUUGCAAAUAGUUCGUCUACAAAGUCUAUAUCCUCUCAUUUUAUGGAAUUGUAGAUGUAUAUUAUAUUGAGUACACUAAAACAAAUCGGGCCUCUUAGAUACUGAAUUGGUCAAUUUCUUUUUGCAAUGGCAAAAAGAGAAAUUGAUUGUUGUCAAGACUGGACAACUGAGGUGCAACAAGUUGCAAUUCAAGUGCGAACCAAUGUGUUUACAUAAGCAUGCUAGUUUGAUAUUUUGUUCUGGCUUGUUCUGUGCUGUGAUAUGUUAAGUAACAGGGGGAAAAGGAAUGAUCAGAAUAGAUGCUAAUACUUCUGCCCUACAUUUAUCCUAGCAGCUAUGUACAGAGUUGCUCGUAAUAGUGUUGCCAAAGGAAAUGGGUAUGCCUUAGCAAACAUUAAUGAUUGUUCAGCCUAAUGGGCCGUGUGUACACACAAUUCGUAGUUGCUGAAGUAUUGCUGCCUAUGAACUUAUGGCAGUUGACUGAAUCCAGAAGGCAACUAUGGCUUUAGUUCCCUCCAGUACUGACUUCAUGUGACAUGAGUUAUAGAUAAUUAUUCAUAUUUCUUGAUUCACCUUUACUGAGACUUUAUUUUAUAUAAUAAAAAUAUGAUUUCUGAAUGUUGCUUGAAAAUCCAUUGGGUAAUUCAGUAUGAAAGUUCUAUUAUAUUUUAUGCAUAAAAAAGACACUAAUUCAGAUGUUGGUAAUCAAAAUCUGCAGUAAAUUUGACAGAAUUUUGAUUUGAUGUUGAAUGGAAUAAAAUUGAAAUGUACUGUAUGUUUUUAGAAAUAAACUGGCACCUGUUCAAAGUUUUA
Molecule: messenger RNA, 5929 nt
Organism: Schistocerca americana (American grasshopper)
Lineage: Eukaryota; Metazoa; Arthropoda; Insecta; Orthoptera; Acrididae
Gene: Acsf3
Product: malonate--CoA ligase ACSF3, mitochondrial
Exons: 11
Coding region: 331-2076 (581 amino acids)
Biological process (GO): fatty acid metabolic process
Molecular function (GO): medium-chain fatty acid-CoA ligase activity
Source: RefSeq, a predicted model, not a curated record